Molecule: messenger RNA, 1881 nt
Organism: Metarhizium robertsii ARSEF 23
Lineage: Eukaryota; Fungi; Ascomycota; Sordariomycetes; Hypocreales; Clavicipitaceae
Exons: 1
Coding region: 1-1881 (626 amino acids)
Source: RefSeq, a predicted model, not a curated record
AUGAAGGUCUUCCAUCGAGCCACCUUUGACCCGCUGGCAGCAGGAACAGCGGCCGAUAACAAAUGGACCGGGGAUAAGGCGCAGUCAGAGCUGGCAAUUGGGCUUUCCAUCUCGAUUCCACCGCGUCAACGAAAUGAAGUAAUCGACAAGCUUGCCAACGCGUCUUCGAGCCCAGGCGUUUCCGUAGAGGCAAAUGCCUACCGUCAAGGACCAAGCGAAGAGACCCGAGGCUGCUUUCGGCAAUGUCUCCUCGGGGCGCUUCGAGCUGUCUGGAGGAACGAGAAGACCGAGGAGUGCUUUUUGCACCUUGCUAACAUGCUCGACACAAACGGCUGCGCUGUCUUUGCGGGCCUGAUCGAUAUUCCAAGCUUCCAGACGCUCGUCGAUGAAUUCACCAAAGCGAUGGAGAAACAUGGCUGCGGCGCCUUCCUCCACUCGUACAUGAACCUGGCAGACCAACCGGAGUUUCUUCAGGAUUCCAGAUUCAACUCGGCUUUUGCACACCCCUUGCUCAUAGCUCUCAUGGCCUACGCCAUGGGCGGCCCAGUCGGGAUGACGGAUGUACGUGCUAAAGACACUCCGCCAAUCUCGGUCAACGCUCAAGACAACAUGCUCCAUAUCGACAACAGCCCCUUCCGCCAGGAGUAUAAGGUCUUGCUCUGCUGGGACCGCGGACUCACCAAGGGACCCGACGGCCAAAACUUUGUCUUUCUUCCAGGCACUCACAAGGGUAACCGCAACAUAAGGCACGACAAAGAUGGCAACCCGUGGUCAACGGAGAAUGAUAGCGUUUUCCUCACAGACAAAGCUCUUAGCGACCUCUUGGACUUCCAGAAGACGGUUCGAGGAAAUUCUCCCACCAUUGUUGAAGUUGAAUACCCCGCGCAACCCAUAUCUGUGCUUUUUAGUGCCGCAUCGCUGGUCCAUCAUCGCUAUCGCACAGAGUAUGGCAAGCCGCGGAGUUGCAUCAUCGCCGCCUUCCACCUUACGGCAGAAAGCCCUGGAUCUGUCAUUAAUGACAAAGCUUUGGAUACGUCGAGGGGUCUCCCUGGCGCAGUUAUUAGCUGCCGGGACGCGCUAACACCCUCUGCGUUCAUCUCGUUACUGAUACAUGAAUCGUCGCGGAUCGAAGCCAAAGUCGGCGAGAUUUUUCAGGACAAUGCUGAUAGCCCCAGUACCUCGUCCUCGAUGGUGGAAAUAGACGCCCUCGCCCUCAAGCCCGACGCUAUGGCACGUUGGCGCGAGACUGUGAUAAAUUCACCGUCUGCCUCGAGCAUUAAGCUCAGUCGCAAUGUAAGACUGUCGACUAAGAAGACGCUCAUGGACCGGGACGAGUUGCUGAAACGAAUAACAGAUGUAAUGGUAUAUGACAAGCACGGCUUGCUGGAUUUGAUCCUGUACCACGAUGGGCAUGAGGAGGUACGCAAGCCGGCACGCAAACUGAUCUGGUCCAUGGUGCCGGAGCAGAUCACAACGGAGCUGGCGGCUUGGAUUGGAUAUGGUGCGAGGGUACCCGACGACUUCUUCUCCUUCUCCGUGGCCGAUAUUUUGGAACCCCAAGUCCUGAAGAGCAGGGCCGACAGAUUAGCUAUCAGGGUGGGAGAAUGUCUUCAUGUGGCAACAAGAGGCAGUGGGCAUGCUCACGCCGCUGAUCGGAUCCGGGUUUGGCGCUCUUUCCACCAGCUGCUGAUUGAUUUGGCUGAGUCUAUUGUCAGAUGUGAAAAAGUUGAGACUUACAUCUCGACGAACCUCUUCGUCUUCUGGACCAUUCAUCAUCUUUUGCCGGCGCUAGAUUCCGAGACCGCAAUGCAAGGCGUUGAAGUUGGCAUCCUGUACAUUCGGUGCUAUUUAGCAUCAGUCCUAAUGGUUGAGAGUGCAUGA